Pungitius pungitius (ninespine stickleback) is the source of this 2310-nucleotide messenger RNA. It is a transcript of the gene slc37a4a, whose product is annotated as solute carrier family 37 member 4a. The record is from RefSeq and is a predicted model, not a curated record. Gene Ontology annotation, molecular function: glucose 6-phosphate:phosphate antiporter activity. The transcript is spliced from 9 exons. NCBI's taxonomy places the organism in Eukaryota, Metazoa, Chordata, Actinopteri, Perciformes, Gasterosteidae. Gene Ontology annotation, biological process: phosphate ion transmembrane transport; glucose-6-phosphate transport. Gene Ontology annotation, cellular component: endoplasmic reticulum membrane. Bases 700 to 1989 code for a protein of 429 amino acids.
UAGAAAUGAAAAGGUUUGCCGAGUCAGCACCGUCGGAGGCCCGCUGUUGGGGGGGUUUUAUAACCCAAUUCCACUCCCUGUUAAUUGGUUUCUGAUGUCACUCAGCAGGGCGGACUUUCCACGCUCAGGACCGACACGCACACAGCGGAAGUGGCUCCGCACGCGCUUUAAAUGCCUCCAAGGGAUGACGUCAGUUUUUAGCAGCCCACGACACAUUUUAAUCCCACCAUCUGUGGAGCCUCCCCCUGGUCCCGCUGUCACUAUUGGACCUCACAGCAAAUCAUUAACCACGUCGAUGUGAGGACUGCUUCCACAACCUCCUCGGGUGGAGAAGCAGCAGCAGGCGGCAGAGAAGCAGCCCACCGCGGCCCCUUUGGUUCACGUCGAAGCGCCCCUUUGUUUUGAACGACAGAUCACAGACUGAUUGAUUUCAUUGUCCAAUCGCUCCGGCUGGCCUGCAAGCGAGUCCCAGAUUGAAUCGGCUGCGGGUCAGGAGAAGUUGACCAUUGACCUCUAGGACUGAUUGCGUGCACAUCUCCAGUCGUAAGCAGCUGAGGGUAUACCGAGGAUCCUGUGGCAAAGUUCACUGUCAAGAAGUCUGUCACACGACAGGAGCUGGCUCCUUUUCUCUCAAUUGCAGUCUGUCUGUUCUUCCCGUUUUUGUCUUUUUUUUUUUUUUAAAGCACUACAUCCACAACCAUGGCCACAGCGAGUUAUGGAUACUACCGAGGCACUAUAUUUCUGGCCAUGUUUUUGGGCUACACGCUGUACUACUUUAACAGAAAGACCUUUUCCUUUGUGAUGCCUUCACUCAUGGAGGAAAUUCCUCUGGAUAAGGACGACCUGGGCAUGAUCACCAGCAGUCAGUCUUUGGCCUACGCCAUCAGUAAGUUCAUCAGCGGCGUGCUUUCGGACCAGAUCAGCGCCCGCUGGCUCUUCUCCAUUGGCCUGUGCUUGGUGGGAGGCAUCAACGUGGUCUUCUCCUGGUCCUCCACCGUCGCCGUCUUCUCUGGCCUGUGGUUCCUCAACGGCCUGGGCCAGGGCCUCGGCUGGCCGCCCUGCGGCAGGGUGCUGCGCAAGUGGUUUGAGCCCUCUCAGUUCGGGACGUGGUGGGCGAUUCUCUCCUGCAGCAUGAAUCUGGCUGGCAGCUUGGGCCCCAUCAUUGCCACGGUGCUGACCCAGAGCUACAGCUGGAGGACGAUACUGUUCGUGUCCGGAAUGAUCUGUGUGGCGGCUUCCUUUUUCUGUCUGCUGCUCAUCAAGAACGAGCCCAAGGACGUGGGGCUUCCCAGCAUCGAGGCAGCCGGCAAGAAGAGCAAAGGAGAAUCCUCCAGCGAUGAAAGCACCCUGUCCGAGUUCCUGCUGUCCCCCUACCUGUGGCUGCUGUCCACGUCCUACCUGGUGGUGUUCGGGGUGAAGACGGCCUGCACCGACUGGGGUCAGCUGUUUCUCAUCCAGGAUAAGGGCCAGUCUGCACUCAUGGGCAGCUCGUACAUGAGUGCGCUGGAGGUUGGAGGCCUGUUUGGCAGUCUGGCAGCAGGUUAUCUCUCUGACAAGGCGGUGGCCAAACAACGCAAGACGCUCUAUGGCAAUCCUCGCCAUUUCAUCCUGGUCUGCAUGAUGGCUGGGAUGUUUGUGUCCAUGUACCUGUUCAGAGUCACGGUCACCGCUGACAGCUCAAAGGUGUGGAUACUCAGCUUGGGUGCUGCUUUCGGUUUCUCCUCUUACGGACCAAUAGCGUUAUUCGGAGUCAUAGCCAAUGAGAGCGCCCCCUCCAACUACUGCGGGACUUCACACGCCAUUGUGGCCCUGAUGGCUAACAUCGGUGGCUUCCUGUCUGGACUUCCAUUCAGCACCAUUGCCAAACAUCACGGCUGGGAAACGGCCUUCUGGGUAGCAGAGGUCUCCUGUGGCAUCACCACCAUUGGAUUCAUCCUUCUGCGCAACAUCCGCACCAAGAUGGGCCACGUGUCCAAGAAAGCCGAAUAAAACCUCAUUACACCUCUUCUCUAUUCCAGACAAAAACCCAAUAUUUUAAGCUAUUGAUGAAUUUUAACAUUUUUGUAACUGGAUUUUUUAUUUUUAUUUUACAAUAUUACUUGUCUGACAGGACGUUGAGUGCCUUUUUUUGAGAAAAAAAAGUUUGAAAGAUGCUUUUCUGCAGUAUUUACUAAAAUAACCUCUCAUUGUUUGCCAAGUAAUAGGACAUCUAGAGAAAGGGUUACUCUUUACUAAUUCGAGAGCUUAAAACUGGCACCUGUUUUAAACUGAUGUAUUUUACAAUGUGUUUUUUUUUAACUUCUGUAAUGA